AUGGCUACAUUAACUGCAGCGGAUUAUGCAGUGAUCGGUGCAUUAAUUCUGAUCAGUUCCGGUAUCGGUGUAUAUUAUUGGCUCAUCGGUGGCCGACAAAAGUCGACUGAGGAAUAUUUUAUGGCCAACAAGUCAAUGCGAAUGAUCCCGGUAGCGAUAGGUUUGAUGGUUUCAUAUUUAUCAGCAGUCAGUCUACUCGGAGUGAGCUCUGAAAAUUACGUGUACGGUACACAGUACACUGUGAUCAACAUCUCUUAUGGUCUUGCCACACCGUUUGCAGCUUAUUUUUAUUUACCGGUAUUUUUCAAACUAGACACUGCAAGCACUUUCGAGUAUCUACAGAAGCGUUUCGGCACGACUACCCGAUUAAUAGCCAGUUUUGCUUUUUUGCUCCAAUUGCUUCUAUACAGCGGUGUGGUGUUAUAUGCACCUGCGUUGGCCUUAGAAGCUACCACCGGUCUUUCAACGACCGCAAGUGUGAUUGGUUUAGGACUCAUCUGCACUUUCUAUUCGACGAUCGGAGGCAUCAAGGCGGUACUUAUCACUGAUGUUUUUCAGAGUCUGUUAAUGCUGACUGCCGUUGUCACAGUUAUAGCUACCGCAGCAGUUGCUACUGGUGGUCUAGACCGAAUUUGGCAGAUCGCUGAAGAGGGAUCUCGGUUGGAAUUCGACAACAUCUCUCCGGAUCCAACUGUACGACAUACUUGGUGGAGUUUGACACUUGGUGGUUUCUUUACUUACCUUUCCUUGUACAGCGUUAAUCAAGUUCAGGUUCAAAGAAUGCUGACUGUCAGUAAUCUAACAGUUGCUCAACGCGCAUUAUGGUGGAGCUGGCCGAUGUCAUCGAUCAUGUCGCUUACUCUGUGCUUUUCUGGACUAGCGAUGUAUGCAAAAUAUCGUAACUGUGAUCCACUCACAGAAGGCAGGAUCAGUUCAAAUGAUCAAUUGAUGCCAUUGUAUGUAAUGGACAUGCUGUCAGAUUAUCCUGGUGUGCCUGGGCUUUUCAUAGCCGGGAUUUUUAGUGCCGGACUCAGUACCAUCUCGGCUACGGUUAAUUCCCUUGCUGCUGUUAUUCUUGAAGAUUAUAUCAAGCCUUUCUCGCGUAUAAGAAACAAGGAUCUAUCGGCUACGACGUCAAUAAUCAUUAGCAAAAUUUUGGCUCUUGUAGUUGGACUAUCGUGUGUGGCAGUGGCUUUUCUGGCACAAUAUCUCGGUGGAUUGCUGCAGGCAGCUCUGACGAUCUUUGGUGUCGUAGGUGGACCUAUGUUGGGUUUAUACACGCUUGGCAUGUUUCUCCCAUCGUGCAACCAAAAGGGCGCGAUUGCGGGUUUCAUUCUUAGUCUCAUGUUUUCUUUGUGGAUAGGAUUCGGACAACCGAAACCGCCGAUUUCGCGGUUGGAUGUUUCAACAGACGAUUGUGGAUUCAACAACACUAUUAUAUUUCGCGGAAGCGAUGGAAAAUCAUUGAAUUACACAAGCUCACGAAUGGAGAAAGAUAAAGCCUAUUUUUAUCUUUAUCGCAUAUCCUAUAUGUGGUAUUGUCCAUUGGGAUUUCUCGUUGCUAUAAUCACAGGAUGGAUCGUCAGUUGGAUCACAAGAUGGAUUUUUAAGGAGAGCCCGACUGAAAUCGAUUUGAAUUUACUAAGUCCGAUUAUGGCAAGUCAAAAACAAAAAAGAAAAGAAGCAGAUAAAUAUCGU
Molecule: messenger RNA, 1698 nt
Organism: Cyphomyrmex costatus
Lineage: Eukaryota; Metazoa; Arthropoda; Insecta; Hymenoptera; Formicidae
Product: putative sodium-dependent multivitamin transporter
Exons: 8
Biological process (GO): sodium ion transport; transmembrane transport
Cellular component (GO): membrane
Molecular function (GO): symporter activity
Source: RefSeq, a predicted model, not a curated record